CUCCCUCACCAAAUCCUCAGCCAGGAGAACACAAGGCUUUCUAAUCCCAGUAUUCUUCCUUCUUUAGCUCGGCCAUGGCAAGCAAAAUGCGCAUGGUGGUUCUAAGCUUUGUCUUCAUGCUACUCCUAUCCAUUGAAGGCCAGGCUAAUCACCAUUCUCCAAGUCCAGCUGCCCAGCCAGGAAACACUCCAGCCCCAACUCCUCAACCCAUCAAAUUUCCCUUGUAUGGAACAACUCAAGGAAGCCUCCAACCCCAAGAAUGCCCGGGCCAUUGCGCGUCUCGAUGCUCGGCGACUGCCUACAAGAAGCCAUGCAUGUUCUUCUGCCAGAAGUGCUGCUCCAAGUGCCUCUGUGUGCCUCCCGGCACGUAUGGGAACAAGGAGUUCUGCCCUUGCUACAACAAUUGGAAGACCAAGAGAGGGGGACCCAAGUGCCCAUGAUGGAUGAUCUGAUCUUUCUUUAUGGGCUUUCCCUGUCUUUGGAGUACAAUGUAGCUAUCUACGUUUUUUGUUGAGCCAAGUUGUAGUUAUGUUCCAAUCAUCAGGCACCUUAGCUAAAUAUUUGGACAAGGUUGGGACUGUAGCCAGGUUCCACAAUGCUGUAUUGAUGGUUGAAAGGGUACUCUCUUGUUGUAUAUAUCUUUGACUGUUCUGCUUCUUGGCCGUUCCCUAGGCUUUGUCAAGUUGGAUGCGGUGUAACUAAAUUUCAAAGUGGAUCGAGGACAUUCAGAUCAAAAUAAAAUGGGUUAAAAAGUAUGCAGUAAUACUUUCUCUCCUGAA
Molecule: messenger RNA, 779 nt
Organism: Phoenix dactylifera (date palm)
Lineage: Eukaryota; Viridiplantae; Streptophyta; Magnoliopsida; Arecales; Arecaceae
Product: Gibberellin-regulated family protein
Source: RefSeq, a predicted model, not a curated record